Molecule: messenger RNA, 717 nt
Organism: Dictyostelium purpureum
Lineage: Eukaryota; Evosea; Eumycetozoa; Dictyosteliales; Dictyosteliaceae
Exons: 2
Coding region: 1-717 (238 amino acids)
Biological process (GO): protein phosphorylation
Molecular function (GO): ATP binding; protein serine/threonine kinase activity
Source: RefSeq, a predicted model, not a curated record
AUGGACGAAUAUAAAAUAAAGAAAAAACUAUCAGAUAAUUAUGGAAGAUUGGUCUUGUUAGUUGAGGAUAAAGAUAAAAAGUCUUUUAUUUGCAAAAUAUUAACAAAUGAUAAAAAUAGUAAAAAAGAAUUAAAGAAUUUAAUUAGAUUCUCCCAAGAAAAAUACUCUCAUUUAAAUAUUAUCAAAUACAGAAAACAUUUUAUGGUAGACCAAAAAGAUAUAGAUUUGUUAAUAAAUAAUAGCAAUAUUGACAAUGGUAAUAAUAGUAAUUGUAAUAAAAGUAUCAAUAGUAACAAUAGUACCAAUAGCAAUAAUAAUGAUGGUAGCAAUAUUGAUACCAUCAAUGAUAGCAACAAAAGAAUAUGUAUAGUUACAGAUUAUUAUAAUUAUAAUGAUUUAUCUAAAGUGUAUUUUAACGACACAUAUAGAAAUAAUUGUUUAUCAACAAGAGAUUUUUUACCAAUAUUUCUAAGAGUAUUGAUUGUUUUGGCAGAAUUUGAAAAAUUAGAUUGCUUUCACAGAGAUAUUAAACCAGAAAACAUAUUCAUUCAGAAGGUAUAUAUAGAUGGAGAUAAAAAAAAUAUAAAAGAAAAUAAUGUUUACUAUGAUUUUUUUAUUGGCGACUUUGGAGCUUUUAAGGAAAUUUCAACUGUUUGCUCAUAUACAAAUGCAAUUGGUACCAAUUCAUUUAUUGCACCAGUAAUUAAACUCUUUUAA